Schistosoma guineensis is the source of this 243-nucleotide messenger RNA. NCBI's taxonomy places the organism in Eukaryota, Metazoa, Platyhelminthes, Trematoda, Strigeidida, Schistosomatidae. The record is from the annotation of a GenBank genome assembly.
AUGAACGUUCUAAUUGAUGCACUCUUACGUUUGUCAUGGAUAAUGAUAUUACUACCAAAAUUCUUCCAUUCACAAGCUCAUGCAAAAGUCACCAUUGACGAUGAUACUGGUUACUUUGUUGAUCCACAAGGAUUUAUUAAAUUAUUUCAUGGAAUCAACUGUGUGCAUAAAGUCGCACCAUUUUACUUUCCAAAACUACUUGACCCUCAUUCAUUCAGAGUACUUAGAGAUUGGGGAAUUAAU